UUGUUUUGCUAAUCUUAUUCGCGUGUGUUUAAAUGUAAGUCCUGUUUGUUUUAAAAUUAAAUUUAACGACGGUAAACGCAUCUCUUAUAAUAUAUGUUUAAUAUGGAGUUAAAUUUAUAUAAAAGUGGGCCAAGCCAAGUUUUAUUUUUACAAUUAUCAUUCAUGUAGAAUUUUUAUUUCUUUGUGUUAAAACAAAAGACUGACAGUAGUAAACAAAUAAGAAACCAAAUGGCGUGGUACGAGAAAGUAACCAAACCCAUAAGGGAAAUGCUUAAGUCUGAAAAAAGUACGAAAUGCCAAGAAGGGCUUGAAACUCCAGAGGAAUACAAAGAAAGAUGGAGGUCCAUAUACAUUAUAUACUUUACUAUGUUUUUAAUUUCUUUAGGAUUUAGCAUAAUAGUAACCGGAGUUUGGCCAUAUUUAGAUAAGCUGGAUCCAACUGCAGGCAAAGAGUUUAUGGGCUACGUGGUGGCCGCAAAUCCAUUUGGCCAAAUGAUAUUUUCGCCACUUGUCGGCUGGUGGAGUAAUAGAUUAGGAUCUAUAAGAAUACCUUUGAUAUUAUCCUUGACGAUAUUUGCCAUUUCAAGUGCCACAUACUCAUCAUUAGAACUGUUUGAAAAUCAUAGGAAAUACAUUAUGGUGUUUUCUAGGUUUUUAGUAGGAGUUAGCUCAGCUAACGUCGCUGCAUGUCGGUCUUACUUAUCAGCGGCUACAACAGUGUCAGAACGAACAAAAGCAGUUUCAAUGAUUUCUCUUGCUCAAGUACUUGGUUUUGUGAUAGGACCUGCGAUACAAGCAGCCGUGGUGCCGCUAGGAAACGAUGGUGUUUGGCUAAUUAAAGACCAAUUAAAACUGGACAUGUACACUGCUUCUGGAUGGAUAAAUGUCUUCCUGACUUUGAUAAAUAUUUACUUAUUUUUUCCUUCCAUGUUCAUAGAACACAAAAUAGCCAGUAGAGAGGCAAUGCAAAAAUCUGGCACAAACAACGAGAAGGACACGUGGAAAAUGUUUAAGCCUUCCUAUUUUGCCGCGUGGACUUUGCUUGUGGCAUUCUUCGUAAUCUUGUUUAAUUUUAUGAUAUUGGAAACACUGGGUACUCCUCUCACAAUGGAUCAGUUCGCCUGGAGUAAACGAGAUUCCUUAAAGUAUAUGGGCAUAUUAAUGUCUGUUGGGGCUGUUUUAUCUAUUUUUACUUUUGCUUUGAUUGCUCCGCUAACAAAAAAAUUUAACGAAGUAAAAGUUAUGAUAUGGGGUGGAUUUUUGUUUAUGGUUUUGGGUAGACUUGCGUAUAUACCUUUCAUGAAUGAUCCUCCACAAGUUUACGAUAAUUCUUUUAAGGUUAACUUGACUCUAGUCUGCACAUUUUGGAUAAAGAAUCAUACCAUUAACGAAAUGACUGAGACUAUCAAUUUAAAUUUCCUAAAAAAUUCACUUAGCUUGCACAAUCGAACUUUUAAUUACCAUAGCAUACAAAAUGAAGAAGAACUUAAAUAUUUAACCUUGAAUUGUGGGGAUGAUUUGUUAGGAUGUCCUUCCACCCAGCAGUGGUGUACUUAUACACCAGCGAUGACUUUAACACAGUUUAUUGUGGGAUACCUUUUGACAGCUUUUGGUUAUCCGAUUGGAGUGACGUUAAUACAAACAAUAUUUUCGAAAAUUUUGGGACCUCGACCUCAGGGAGUAUGGAUGGGUCUCAUAACCGGUUCUGGUUGUUUGUCUAGAGUGAUGGGGCCAGUAUUCGUCACGUAUAUUUAUGAAGAGUAUGGUACAGUUCACACAUUUAUCUUAACAACUGUAAUGAUGGCUGCAUGUCUUCUAUGGUUAACACUGUUUACCAAAAGUUUGGUUCCUAAAGAUUUAGUUGUUAACGAAGGCCGUGAACUUAACGAGAUCCACAAAUUUGUUUCGGUUGAUCUUCAACAAGAAAUAAUACCGUUAAAAGAUGAAAACAUUUAAUUUUAGGGAUAUUAACGUAAAAUUUACCACAAAAACAUAUGUGUAUUACGUCAUUUGGUACAACUAAAACUAUGUUUUGGAGUGUUUAAAUAUUCGUGUACUUAUACUU
Brassicogethes aeneus is the source of this 2065-nucleotide messenger RNA. The record is from the annotation of a GenBank genome assembly. Lineage: Eukaryota; Metazoa; Arthropoda; Insecta; Coleoptera; Nitidulidae.